Molecule: messenger RNA, 1512 nt
Organism: Spirometra erinaceieuropaei
Lineage: Eukaryota; Metazoa; Platyhelminthes; Cestoda; Diphyllobothriidea; Diphyllobothriidae
Source: the annotation of a GenBank genome assembly
AUGUCUCCUCAAAAUCACACGAGGCCAGCAAAGGCAGUACGUGCUAUUCUCUGCAUCACUUUGCUGUUUAUUUGCAUACUUUGGCGUCUUACUUUUACCUGGCUGAUAGAAUGGCAUUGGAGUCAGCCCGAGGAAGUGGCAUUCCAGCAUCCCACUCUAACUGAGGCUGAACCACAAAAGACCGAUGGGCUAAUCAGACAGGCAAGAUCAACUCUCAACGAACUAUGGAGGCUGAAUAAUGCCUACUUCCCUACUACACGUAAUAGUGAAGCCUCUCUGCCAACCGUACGUCUGAACAGUCUCCUGUCUCAGGCUACACUUCAGAUCACGGCGAGACUGGGUCUGCUGGACAAACUCAGCGGCCGACGCGACAGAAGACGUGAGGAAGUGGAUGCACUGAGCUCAGAGCUGCGGCAUCAGAUUUCAAGACUGCAGAAUCCUCCCGACUGCAGUGGGUCCCGUUUCGCUUUGGCGGAACAGUAUUAUAUCUGCGGGUUUGGGUGUUCUGCUCAUCACACGGCUCUGAAGUUUUCAUUUGCCUUUGCAACCAAUCGCAUUCUGCUGCUGCAACGCAAUGACUGGAAGGACUUCUUCCUGCCGUUCUCUAACUGCUCGCUGAAGCACACCGAAGGACUGCCAGACAUCCCUCACCUAGAAAACGGACUUUCAAGUGAGAUGAAGCCUUAUUAUCCACCGGCUAUUCCAGGGGAAUUGGCAGAGAAACUACGUGGUGCACUUGGAGAUCCCUUUCCGUGGUACCGUGGACACCUGUUGGAUUACAUUCUUCGUCCGAGAGAUCCGGCCGUGCGUCGUGAACUAGAAAUGGAAGUAGAAGAUAUGAGGAUAGGUGGGAAUGGACCAAUCGCCAGCGUACACGUUCGCCGAACUGAUAAACUCGCCUGGGAGGCAGAGUUCCAUGCACUGGAGGAAUACAUGCUCCAUGUCGAACACUUUUUCGAUUUGAAGGAAGUGGAAUACGGAUUGAAGUCUGGCAAUGCAAACCCACCCACCUGGUCUUGCCGGCGACGCGUAUUCUUGGCUUCUGAUGAUUCAUCAGUUUUCCAGGAAGCCAGAUCGCGAUAUCCCAAAUACGAGUUUAUUGGUCGACAGAGAGAAGGAAGUGCAUUUGAAAAUCGUUGGUCCACCGCAGGUGUGCUCGCCAUCCUCGUGGAUCUGCAGCUUUUGGUGUCGGCCGACUUCCUGGUCUGCACGGGCAGCUCCAACGUUUGCAGACUUGCCUACGAACUUCUCUCAGCAAAGUCCCCAAUUCAUGGUGAUGCCGCAUUCCAGAUGCAGUCGGUGGAUCAGAUGUACCAGUGCAGCUUUACACAGAGACGCUGGUGGCGAGCCAUUGCGGAUUUCAAGCAGGAGAAUGUCAAGCUGGGGGAUUAUGUUUCUAUCCACUCAACACAGUGGGAUGGCUUUGCGAAGACAGCUUUGACGUUACGCAUAGCUUAUGGCAUCACAGUGCCGGCGUAUCUAUUUCAAGAAGUUGUUCAAACUAUCCCUUAA